GAAACGCCCGGGGCGGACGUCACGGCUACCUUGAAAAGUCGAAUACUAUAGGAUAAUAAAUUAUACUUGAUUAUCGGUUAUUAUUUGCCACAGUUUGAUUUUCGAUUUUUAAAGUAUUAGAAUAGUUUCAGUAUACUGAAAGCCAAUAUACUUUAUACUCACAAUAUAGUUAGCAAUAAGCGAUUUAACACUUCUGCUGAAUACUCAGUUUUUGAAGGAGUCAACCUCAAAGGUGAUAUCAGUUUAGUUGGAGUUUGGAUAUCCACAAAAUAUUCAUCGCGACACGAGUUUUAUUCUACACAAUAUUCAAUAUGAAUUUGAAAUUCUGUGCCAAUCUAUCAUUCAUGUACCAAGAAACAAAUUGUCUUUUGGAGAGAUACAGUUUGGCGGCUAAAUCGGGAUUUACAUCUGUUGAAUGCGCAUUUCCAUACUCGGAUACUUUGGAAAAAGUAGUGCAAGCAAAAAAAAAUGCCAAUGUACAACAAAUUUUGAUAAACGCACCUAGAGGCGAAGCCCAUGAACUAGGUUUUGCAGCGAUUCCAAGUAUGGAGGAUAGUUUUCGUUCAUCUAUUGACUUGGCUGUAUCUUAUGCAAAUGCGCUGAACUGUUCCAAGAUUCAUGUUAUGGCAGGCAUAGUUGUUCAACCAACAAAAGUCAAUCAUGAGGCUUAUGAAAAUAAUUUAACUUAUGCUGCACAAAUCUUUGAAACUAAAGGCAUUAUGGGUUUAAUUGAGCCAAUUAAUAAAUAUUCUGCUCCAGGGUAUUAUUUAAAUACAUAUGAACGAGCAAUUGAUGUUCUGAACAAAAUAAAUAGCCCUAAUUUGAAGCUACAGUUAGAUAUAUUCCAUUUACAACAGAUCAAAGGAGACCUAACAAAUAACAUUAAGAGUUUGUUACCUCAUGUAGGACAUAUUCAAUUAGCUCAAGUUCCUGCACGUAACGAACCGAGUACAUCAGGUGAAAUAGAUUAUAAUUAUAUUUUUCAACUAUUAGAAGAACUUAACUACAGUGAAUGGAUUGGUUUAGAAUAUAACCCUAAAGGUGAUACGGACAAAGGAUUAUCGUGGCUAAGGGAUAUAAAAAGAACAGUAACAUUUUGAUGAGAAAUAUUUAAAAAAAGUACAUUACAACUUACAAGCAUUUAAAAAAAUAAAUUAAUAAUACAGUUUAAUUUAUUCUAUAAUCCAGAGCAUAUUUACUCCAGUCUUUCCAAGGUUGACACUCUCCAACAAACCAUUUUCAGUCGUUUUGAUGUGAUGCAGGAACAAUAAAACUGUAUAAAAAAAAUUAUUACGACCCUGAAACAAUGAAAAAUGUAUAGAAUUUCCAUUUUUUUACUUUUUAUAUUAAACAUUGUUGAAAACUUGUGUAACCAAAUCAAUUAUUAAGCUCAAACUAAUGAAUAUUCAUAAUAUAUUAUGCUAAUAAAAUGCUUUACC
Metopolophium dirhodum (rose-grain aphid) is the source of this 1439-nucleotide messenger RNA. It is a transcript of the gene Gip, whose product is annotated as putative hydroxypyruvate isomerase. The transcript has a single exon. Gene Ontology annotation, biological process: glyoxylate metabolic process. Gene Ontology annotation, molecular function: hydroxypyruvate isomerase activity. Lineage: Eukaryota; Metazoa; Arthropoda; Insecta; Hemiptera; Aphididae. The record is from RefSeq and is a predicted model, not a curated record. The coding region runs from base 312 to 1100 and encodes 262 amino acids.